This is a messenger RNA of Ochotona curzoniae (black-lipped pika), 2819 nucleotides long. RefSeq names its product leucine rich repeat and fibronectin type III domain containing 3 (gene LRFN3). Lineage: Eukaryota; Metazoa; Chordata; Mammalia; Lagomorpha; Ochotonidae. The record is from RefSeq and is a predicted model, not a curated record. The transcript is spliced from 4 exons. Gene Ontology annotation, molecular function: protein binding. The coding region runs from base 775 to 2655 and encodes 626 amino acids.
GUCUGUCUGUCCGUCUGCGACCAGGCCUGGCCCCACCCUGGCCCUGGGGCUGCCCGGCCGCCCCCUACCCACUGCAGCCGACAGGCACCCCGCCACACCGCCUCUUUCCCGGAACAUCUGCAGCCAGCCCCAACGCUGCCGUCGCAGACCAAGGACCUGCACCCCGACAUUGAGGGGCCUGCACCCCUAGACUGAAACAAGCUUAUCUAGAAAUCGGAGCCUGGCACCCUCAUCUGGAGAUAGAUUGCUGAGAUCAGCAGUGGAACCCCAGGAUCUGGAGCCUGGACCCCCCCAGUAUCUGGGGCUGCCAUCUCAACGCCCAUCCCUAGGACCCCAAGGUUUGGAACCCAGACCUCAAGAUGUGGCAUCUCAAGAUCUGGAACUGAACUCGGAAAUCUGUGCCCGGGGCCUUGAAAUCCCGGUCUGGAUUUAACCCCUGGACUGGAUUCUUCGGACUCAGACACUGAAUUUCCAGCACCGAUACUUGGGAGACCCUGACCCCUCACAAGCCAGAGGGGAGCCUGGCUCUCUAAUUCUGGCUCCCAGUGGUGUUUGGGGUACGCCUGGAACCCCCCACAACCUUCAAGGCUCAGGUAUUUCACAGCCUCAAAUUGGAACUGAGAGCCAACCAGCUGUCCCUCCACAGAGGCUGGGGAAGCAGGGAAGGCAUGAAUGGACAGCCCCUCCCGUGCCCUGACCUCUGGCCCGCACCCCUAGGAGCCUGAGGACUCUGCUCCGAGGGGUUCCCUCCAGCUCAGGCCUCCCCCGCCCGCGAUGGCCGUCCUCCCGCUGCUCCUCUGCCUGCUGCCGCUGGCCCCUGCCUCAUCUCCACCCCAGCCGGCCACCCCCAGCCCGUGUCCCCGUCGUUGCCGCUGCCAGACACAGUCGCUGCCCCUGAGUGUGCUGUGUCCAGGGGCGGGCCUCUUGUUCGUGCCCCCUUCGCUGGACCGCCGGGCAGCUGAACUGCGCCUGGCUGACAACUUCAUUGCCGCUGUGCGCCGCCGCGACCUGGCCAACAUGACGGGCCUGCUGCACUUGAGCCUGUCCCGGAACACCAUCCGCCACGUGGCCGCCGGCGCCUUUGCCGACCUCCGCGCCCUCCGCGCCCUGCACCUCGACGGCAACCGGCUGACCUCGCUGGGCGAGGGCCAGUUGCGCGGCUUGGUCAACUUGCGCCACCUCAUCCUCAGCAAUAACCAGCUGGCAGCACUGGCGGCCGGGGCCCUGGAUGACUGCGCCGAGACGCUCGAGGACCUGGACCUAUCCUACAACAACCUGGAGCAGCUGCCCUGGGAAGCCCUGGGCCGCCUGGGCAACGUCAACACGCUGGGCCUCGACCACAACUUGCUGGCUUCCGUGCCCGCCGGUGCCUUCUCUCGCCUACACAAGCUGGCACGGCUGGACAUGACCUCCAACCGCCUGACCACCAUCCCGCCGGACCCUCUCUUCUCUCGCCUGCCGCUGCUCGCCAGGCCCCGGGGCUCACCGGCCUCUGCCUUGGUGCUGGCCUUCGGCGGGAACCCCCUGCACUGUAAUUGCGAGCUGGUGUGGCUGCGGCGCCUGGCACGGGAGGACGACCUCGAGGCCUGCGCCUCACCCCCUGCCCUGGGAGGCCGCUACUUCUGGGCCGUGGGCGAGGAGGAGUUUGUGUGUGAGCCGCCCGUGGUGACCCAUCGCUCACCGCCCUUGGCCGUGCCUGCGGGUCGACCUGCUGCCCUGCGCUGCCGGGCAGUGGGGGACCCGGAGCCCCGAGUGCGUUGGGUGUCACCCCAGGGCCGGCUGCUGGGUAACUCGAGCCGUGCUCGUGCCUUCCCUAACGGGACCCUGGAGCUGCUGGUCACCGAGCCGAGCGAUGGCGGCAUCUUCACCUGCAUCGCGGCCAAUGCAGCCGGUGAGGCCACGGCUGCCGUGGAGCUGACCGUGGGGCCUCCCCCACCCCCUCAGCUAGCCAACAGCACCAGCUGUGACCCCCCGCGGGACGGGGAGCCCGAUGCCCUCACCCCGCCCUCCGCCGCCUCGGCCUCCGCUAAGGUAGCAGAUACCGUGUCCCCUACUGACCGCGGCGUCCAGGUGACUGAGCACGGGGCCACGGCUGCCCUCGUCCAAUGGCCCGAUCAGCAGCCCAUCCCCGGCAUCCGAAUGUACCAGAUCCAGUACAACAGCUCAGCGGAUGACAUCUUAGUCUACAGGAUGAUCCCGGCGGACAGCCACUCCUUCCUGUUGACUGACCUGGCAUCGGGCCGCACCUACGACCUGUGCGUGCUGGCCGUGUACGAGGACAGCGCUACAGGGCUGACGGCCACGCGGCCCGUGGGCUGCGCCCGCUUCUCUACCGAGCCAGCGCUGCGGCCGUGUGGCGCCCCCCACGCGCCCUUCCUGGGUGGUACCAUGAUCAUCGCGCUGGGCGGCGUCAUCGUGGCGUCGGUGCUGGUCUUCAUCUUCGUGCUGCUUAUGCGCUACAAGGUGCACGGUGGUCAGCCCCCAGGCAAGACCAAGGCGGCCGCGCCCGUCAGCAGUGUCUGCUCCCAGACCAAUGGCGCCCUGAGCCCUGCGCCGUCCGCACCCGCCCCUGAGCCUGCCGCGCCCAGAGCCCACACCGUGGUCCAGCUGGACUGCGAGCCGUGGGGGCCCAGCCACGAACCUGCGGGGCCCUAGCCUAGGCGCUCACCUCUGCAACUCCCCUGGUCCCCAGGGAUGGCCAGAUGUGGACACCCCGCGGACACACUUUGCCUCAGACUCACCAAAUUGAUCAUGGUUUUUAAAACUCUGAAGGGGAGGGUAUGGGGGCACAGAGACACAACAAGAAAGUCCUAUUUUUC